AUGCUGCCCUCGAUCUUGAUACUAGGAGCACGCUUGGCAGACACGCUGGCAGUCACAUAUGGCUUGAAGCGCAAUCCUUACCUCAAAGACGCCAUCAUGAAGCGCAACUCGCCCCAGAUCCCAGACGGAAACGGUAAUUUCCAUGAGGAAGCUGCUCAUGAAAAGGUCGUCGUCUUCCUGCUUGGUUUGAAACUGAAUCAUCCCUUGGGAAUUUUUUCACACAACGCGAAAACACUGGUGGAUUAUGUCGCCAAGUUUGAAAAAGAACUUGAGACUAAGGCCCCCGAAGGAGGAUACUACGGAGGGACAAACUGGACGAACCAAGAACAAAACGGAGCCACGGAGGCAGUGUUGAUCUCAUACUGGCGGUCGAUCGAGGAUAUCCAUGAAUUCGCUUACGGGCCCACGCACCGCGAAGCGUGGGAUUGGUGGAACAGAACUGUCGCCGAGAACGACCAUAUCGGGAUUAAUCACGAAAUUUUCGGGGUUGACCAGAAGCAAUGGGAGGGGAUCUACAUUAACUUUCAGCCUACUUUACUCGGUGCCACAACAUAUCUGCGAAAAGGUGAUAAAUUUAUUGGCGGGAAGGUGGACGACCAGUGGAUCAACCCGUUGAUGGAUGCAAGCAAAGGGAAGUUGAGGAGCAGUGCUGGAAGAUUGGGACGUAACCCCACACAAUUGUAUGAGAAGCAUGGACUUGGGCCCGAUUCAUCCUACGAGAAAGAAGCUGAGUGA
This is a messenger RNA of Fonsecaea erecta, 735 nucleotides long. RefSeq lists its product as hypothetical. NCBI's taxonomy places the organism in Eukaryota, Fungi, Ascomycota, Eurotiomycetes, Chaetothyriales, Herpotrichiellaceae. The transcript has a single exon. Bases 1 to 735 code for a protein of 244 amino acids. The record is from RefSeq and is a predicted model, not a curated record.